Molecule: messenger RNA, 543 nt
Organism: Eimeria acervulina
Lineage: Eukaryota; Apicomplexa; Conoidasida; Eucoccidiorida; Eimeriidae
Exons: 2
Coding region: 1-543 (180 amino acids)
Source: RefSeq, a predicted model, not a curated record
AUGGUUUCUGCAGCAGCAGGGGCUGUCGGUGGUGCUGCAGUGCAGCAAGCAGCAGCAGCAGGGGCUGUCGGUGGUGCUGCAGUAAAGGAAGUCGCCCGAAGCUUCCGCUGGCAGCAAGCUCUUGCUGCAGCAGCAGCAAAAGGAUAUAGAAGCGCAACACUGCCGCAGGGGCAUGCGACUAUAGUCCCCCGGGUUCCCACACCGGAGACCAGCAGCAGCAGCAGCAGCAGUGACAGCAGCAGCAGCAGCAGCAGCAGCAGCAGCUUGAACAAGGUGGUGUUUGAAGGAAGAUACACAAACUUCUCUUUAGGGCAUAUAUGGGAGCGGUAUGAUUUCUUACAAACUCAUUUGCUGCUGCAGGAGGCGUUGCUGCUGCAGCAGGGGCAGCAGCCGGAGCUGCUGCAGCCGGAGCAUCUGCUGCAGCAAAGACCAAUGGAACAACACCAGUUGCUGCUGCAGCUGCAACUGCAGCAGCAGCAGCAGCAGCAGCAGCGGGCUGCCUGCGGUGUCGGUGUCGCAGUGUCUGCCUUCUGUCUCCAUUGA